AUGGCGAAUUACAAUUCGAGACAACCAGAAAUGCUUAAUAGAUUGUAUGAAGAAGGCAGAUCGAACAUGGUAUAUCGAUACGCGUUCAAGGAUGCCCAAAACGAUGAGACGAUUGCGCUUUUGCCCGAGCAAGAAAAGCUCCAGGCAAUUGAGCGCACCGUCUACAAGAAGCUCUUCGGCGAUGACCCCACGGAUAAGAGAGAUGCUACCAAAAAUGCAAAGUUUACGGCUGAGCCCAAGAAAAACGAUGUUUCCGUAUCCAACGACGGUAAAAAUACGGAAAAAUCUGCCACUACUACCGUCGAAAAGAAAAACGAUACCCAAGAAGCCAGAGAUCCAGUCGAUUCUAAUACAACAAAGGUGGUUGACGGCAGAUCAAGCAGCAAAAACUCCCCCUCUCCCGAGGAAAAACAAUUGACGGAUAGAGAAAAGCGGAUCUUACCAAGGCAUGAAGCAUUAAAAGCCAAGAUGGGUCCUGCCGCUUGGCAUAGAAUGGAAGAGGCGCAUAAAAAGAAUCUUCCAAUAGCGGCUAAACGUGAGGCAAUGUAUAGCAAGCAAAACAAAUUGCUGCCAAUGAGACCCGGUGCUUCACCUACUUGGGAGUGCAAGAAUUACUGGUCUGCUGAGGAUGGCGCACAGAUCAUAAAAGUUGAGCAUAAAUUGAAUGUUAGAGUCAAAAGUGAUAUUCAAAACCUAAAUCUGUUUCGCUUGUGGCCGGAACCAGCGGAUUUGGAUACAUUUGAGAAGGAUCCUAUAAAUGGAUUGGAAUUGCUUGCCAGAUGCGAGAAAUUUGUGGAGUUCUGGGCUUGGGUCUUCACAUCUACAAGUCGUGUAACACAUCGAGUUCCAUUGACUACUUGUCUAGAAUGGUUUUUGCUUGGGGAGUUUUCUCCUGAGUAUAAGGAGUUUACCAGAUUGGCUUCUGCCACAAAACCAAUGACAGAUGUUGAAGCUAUAGAAGCAUUCAAGCAGGAUAUAGCUGCCAACAAGGCUCAACAUGAGAAAUUGGGAGAAGAGCAAACUGUAUAUAUCAAAGCAAAUGAAAAUCCAAGAACUAUCGCCCAAUCAAGGAUCAAAAACACCCAUUAG
Messenger RNA from Botrytis fragariae, 1089 nucleotides. RefSeq lists its product as uncharacterized. Bases 1 to 1089 code for a protein of 362 amino acids. The transcript has 5 exons. The record is from RefSeq and is a predicted model, not a curated record. Lineage: Eukaryota; Fungi; Ascomycota; Leotiomycetes; Helotiales; Sclerotiniaceae.